GCUAUUACGAAACAUAUAUUUGCAGAAACCAAUAUUUUUCCCGUAUACUUAUGACACGCUUAUCACAAAUAUAUUUGAUAUGAUCGCGGUGUAGAUCGCCACAGUCGCAAGUUGUCUCUGAAGAGGUUUUGUUCGCGGAGUACUUUCGUGUUGCAGAAAAAAAUCUCUUGCGCUCGUCUCCCUACAUGGUAGAAGUGGUAUAUUAACGAAAAUACAAGAGAGAUUCAAAGAUUUUUGUGCCUAGUUUUGUUAUUGCCGUUUGUUGCCUUUUGGUUGAGUACGUUUUUGUUGAUUUUUGAUCGAUUUCUUAGUGAAACUGUGCUUGUGUUUCUUGGUGAUUGCAACGAAAGUUUUGGUGAAGAGAUAAUAGGAUCCAGUAAACAUUGAUAAUAAAGUGAUAUUAUUCGUGCUUUUUGUGUUCUAGUUAAAGACCUAAAAUACAAACAUCUAUUUUCUUUCUCAUUUAAAUUCAAAGCAGUUAAACAUGUGUGGAAUCUUCGCUUACUUAAAUUACCUAACACCAAAAACGCGACAUGAGGUCCUCGAAUUGCUUGUCAGAGGCCUAAAACGUUUGGAAUAUCGGGGAUAUGAUUCAGCUGGUGUUGCAAUUGAUUCAGCUGAUGGUAAGGAUAUGGUUCUUGUUAAACGUUCCGGACAAGUGAAGAAAUUAGAGGAAGCCAUUGCAGAAAAAUUUUCUGAUUUAUGUAACGAGGAACAAAUUGAUAUCCAUUGUGGUAUAGCACAUACCCGUUGGGCUACUCAUGGUGUACCAUCAGAGGUCAACGCACAUCCACAAAGAUCUGAUGACCAUCACUCUUUCGUUGUUGUUCAUAAUGGUAUCAUUACAAAUUAUAAGGACGUUAAAACAUAUUUGACAAUGCAUGGAUAUACGUUUGAAUCUGAUACUGAUACUGAAAUUAUUGCUAAAUUGAUACAUCAUUUAUAUAAACAGCACCCACAAUAUUCUUUUAGAGAAUUAGUCGAGCAAGUUAUUCAACAGUUGGAAGGUGCAUUUGCAGUGGCGAUAAAAUCAAAACAUUUUCCUGGUGAAUGCGUUGCAUCAAGACGUGGUUCACCACUUUUGGUUGGUAUUAAAACUAAAACACGUCUAGCCACUGAUCACAUUCCAAUUCUGUACGGUAAAGAUGAUAAUGUGCCGCAAACUAAAAAAGAAGCUGAGACUACCAACGCACAAGAACAUCGUCCACAUGGUAACGCUCGUGAAGUACCAUUAUUGCCACGCACGGAGAGUACAUCGGAAUUCAUGCCGUUGGAGGAUAAGCAAGUGGAAUAUUUCUUCGCAUCGGAUGCAGCAGCUCUGAUUGAACAUACGAAUCGUGUUAUUUAUUUAGAGGAUGAUGAUGUUGCAGCCGUGAAGGAUGGCGCUUUGAGCAUUCAUCGCUUGAAAAAAUGUUUGGAUGACCCACAUGCUCGUGAAAUCACCACGCUUAAGAUGGAAAUUCAGGAAAUUAUGAAGGGCAACUAUCAAUAUUUCAUGCAGAAGGAAAUCUUCGAACAAUCUGAGUCCGUUGUGAAUACCAUGCGUGGCCGUGUUAACUUCGAGAAUGGUACUGUAACCUUAGGCGGUAUUAAAGAUUACAUUCCAGAAAUUAAGCGUUGCAGACGCCUGAUGCUGAUUGGUUGCGGCACUUCAUACCAUAGUGCCGUAGCAACUCGGCAGCUACUUGAAGAGCUUACUGAACUGCCUGUUAUGGUUGAACUGGCAUCAGACUUUUUGGAUCGCAACACGCCCAUUUUCCGUGAUGAUGUUUGCUUCUUUAUUUCACAGUCAGGUGAAACUGCAGAUACUCUGAUGGCUCUGAGGUACUGUAAACAACGUGGUGCCUUGAUUGUUGGUAUAACCAACACAGUAGGUUCAUCGAUUUGUCGUGAGUCACAUUGUGGUGUACAUAUCAAUGCUGGACCUGAAAUAGGUGUGGCCUCUACAAAAGCAUACACAUCGCAAUUCAUUUCAUUAGUAAUGUUCGGACUAGUAAUGUCUGAAGAUCGUAUAUCCCUGCAACAACGUCGGCAGGAGAUCAUCAAAGGUUUAGCAGGAUUGGAGAGCGCAAUUCGCAAGGUCUUGAAAUUAGAUCCGCUUGUUUUGGAGAUGGCGAAGGACUUGUAUCAGCACAAGUCUUUAUUGAUUAUGGGCCGAGGUUACAACUUUGCAACAUGUUUGGAAGGAGCAUUGAAAGUCAAAGAGUUGACCUAUAUGCACAGUGAAGGCAUCAUGGCCGGUGAAUUAAAACAUGGACCCCUCGCUUUAGUCGAUGAUUCUAUGCCAGUCCUAAUGAUAAUCCUUCGGGACCCUGUCUAUGCAAAAUGUAUGAAUGCACUACAGCAAGUUACAGCGCGAGAAGGACGGCCUAUUUUGAUAUGUGAAGAGGGCGAUGAAGAAACAAAAUCAUUCUCAUCACGCGCUCUUGAAAUCCCAAGAAUUGUCGAUUGUUUGCAGGGAAUUCUCACCGUUAUACCAAUGCAGUUGCUCUCAUACCAUAUUGCCGUCUUGCGAGGAUGUAAUGUUGAUUGUCCGCGAAAUUUAGCUAAAUCUGUAACAGUAGAAUAAAAUCAAAUCAGUUUUUAUAGAUUUUUCGUGUCAUUGUAACUCACUCUAUCUACUUUUGUCACUAUUGUAGAAGAGAAUGAAAUUUAUUAUACAUAACAAACAGCAAAAUGAGAUAAAUGAAAAAUAAGUCAAAAGAACGUAAAUGGAGUCGAAAAGACACAUUUUAUAUUCCGUGAACCUACCGAAUAGAGGACAACCGAACGUUCUAUUAUUUUUUCGUUAUAUGUACAACAUAUUUAUAUAUAUGAUUUCACUUAAAACCAAAUAAGCAGCUUAGCUAUUCUCGAUUAAUCUUUGUUUUUGCUUUCUUAAUUUGCUUUUACUUCAAAUCUGCAGUACUUAGUUUUACCCUUCAAUCGAGUUGAAUAAUACAUUGCUUAUAUUUUGCCCAAAUUAUUAAAUAUUUAAACAAAUAAUUUCUUAACGCUUUCAAGUAAAUCGGUAAAUAAUCAACUUCGUUAUUGAUUUGCGGCAUUUUUUAAACAGUCAGAUAGUCCCUCUUCAAGGCUAACCGUAAAUUUCGUUUCAAGUUACGCAUUUUUAUAUAUUAUUCGCAUGAAUAAAACAAAAAAAACAUGGAAGAUUCCACCCAAAACAGCCAAUGUUUUUUAUAAAAAAUUCCAAAAUCGCAAUUUCGAAAGUUAUUAUCAUUCCUUAUAAGAAUUGAGUAAAUUCUUCUUUCGAGUGAGGGUUACUUGUUUCUGUACAUCUCAUUUAUAACAAAAUUCCUUUGGUAGAUAAGUUGUAAAAUUUACUAUGCUUCUGCUCUCUUUUGUUGAAAUUUCAGAUAGAAAAAUGUUAUCAAAUUGUAUUGUCGGUAUUCUUUCAUAUUUUGUUUGCAUUCUCGUUCUUGUUUACUUUGUUUUACUUAAUAGAAGCUAUACCGAAGGGAAAAUAUACAUCAAUUAAAGAUUUUGUAUUUAUUUUUACUAAGAAUUCUUCGAAAACUAUAUACAUUGUACUUAAAAAUCAUUCAAGGAAACUAGCAAUAUUUUUUUAAUUCACUAUUUUUUUUUUUAUUUCUGGAUAAAGAGACAGGUAGAGCAAAUUAGCAUUAUCCUUUAUCUACUUUUUAUUAUAUAGGGUAAAAUUAAACCCUUUUUGAUGUUUAUAAAUACAUUUAAUCUCAAUAAAACAAUGGAUAUUUUUUCUUUC
Hermetia illucens (black soldier fly) is the source of this 3724-nucleotide messenger RNA. RefSeq names its product glutamine--fructose-6-phosphate aminotransferase [isomerizing] 2. The transcript is spliced from 11 exons. Gene Ontology annotation, biological process: protein N-linked glycosylation; UDP-N-acetylglucosamine metabolic process; carbohydrate derivative biosynthetic process. Gene Ontology annotation, molecular function: L-glutamine:D-fructose-6-phosphate transaminase (isomerizing) activity; carbohydrate derivative binding. The record is from RefSeq and is a predicted model, not a curated record. NCBI's taxonomy places the organism in Eukaryota, Metazoa, Arthropoda, Insecta, Diptera, Stratiomyidae. Bases 485 to 2569 code for a protein of 694 amino acids.